AUGGAUGAUCUUGGCACAGUUCGAUGGAGUACUUCAAGAGAACCAACUGUUUAUUUGGAGACAGCACCUGGGAUGGAGAUGAAGGAAUUAAUGGAGAGAUCAUUUAGCAGUUUAACAAACAUAGUAGAAAAGCAAAAAUUUCAAAGUAAAAGGAAAGAGUCAGAGGUGAAAAAGAAGAGCCAGAAGAGAAAGAGGAAAUCUCGAGUGGAAGACAGUGACUCCAAGGGGGCAGGAAACUGGAAGCACGGAGCUUUCUCUACCGAACUGGUGCUGAUGCCGCUCCUCGCAGGAUGGCAAACUGUCAUGAGUUGUGGCUGUUGGAAGUCUGCCAGCAUUUUAGAUUGUUAUUUGAGUUUUAAAACAGAAGUUCCUAUCAUGACUGAGGAGCAAAAGCAGGAUUUAAACCCUUUGACCAUAAAGAUCAAGUGUGUUUCCUGCCUUCCAUCACAACCUGUGCCAAUCCAUGAACUAGAGAGGCUGUGCACCCCCGUGUACUGCAAGUACAAGUUCUUUAAGACUCCAGUUCACAAGACGGAGGGGAAGCCCCAUGGAGUACACAUCUACUUCCAGGACAUCAAUGUCAUCUUUCUUGGGCCAAUGCAGCCCAGUGACCUGAGGGAAUACCUGGAGGGGCCCCCCAUGGUUGUGGAGGUUCACGACAGGGACCGCAAGUUAGAAGAGUAUUCCUGGAAGCCCACCCUAUUUGGGGAUGACCCCUUGGAUUCACACCUCAACCUCCAGGCCCUCAUCUCUCCGGAAGAGACAGAGAACAACCCCUUUGAAUCCCAAAACAAGAUAUGGGACCCUUAUGGGGUUGCCAAGGUCAGUUUUGCCGACCUUCUCCUUGGCCACAAGUACUUGAACUUGGUGGUCCCCAUCCACAGGUGUGAGCCCAAGCCCACACACCAUGGCCGGGAUGGCAGGAGCAGGAAGGUUGUGGGGUUUCGGGUCCCCACGGAUGGCUUUCAGCACAGCUCAGUGCCCAUGGGCAACUACCUUGAAGCCAACUCCCAGCUCAAGCUGCGGGUGGACAUUGCAGUGCCACUGCGGGCCAGCGCCGAAGCCCCUGACCCUGAACUUACAGGCACCCUGUUUGGCCGCAUCAUUUUCGUGUUUGACUCCAGAAAGAUCUCCCUCCUCUCCAGCCUGCUGCAGGACAUCUCCAUGAUCAAUGCCAAGGCCCUUGAUCUGGACGCCUACUCUGCUGGGAACAUCCAGCAGAUUCUGUCUGCCUUUAAGAUGCACAUGAGGAUCCAGGAAAGGCAGGACCUGGAUGUGCUCACUGGCUUCCACCUGCUGGAUGGGAAGAUCCAUCUUCUCAUUCUGGAAGGUUUGGCUGACCAAGGUUUAAAGCGGCUGUGGGACAGCCAUCAAAGCCGGUGAGUGCGUGCAGAACACGGGAAAUGCAAGGUGCUCUACAACUCCGCGCUACUGUUUCGCCACCGCCUGUACGCAGACCUGGAGACCGUCCUGUACCAAGUGCACCUCUUCAAGCCGCUGUCGCAGCUCAUGAAGCACUCGGUGCUCUACGUCCGCAACACCGUUCCAGAGAAGACCUUCCAGGCCCUGACCAGGAUCUACUGCAUCUGCUAUCACAGCAGCAAACUCAGGGAGGUGAUCACAGGAGACCUGCUGCCAUCCUCCGCCAUGGUCAAAGACUUGAGCUGGCAAGAGUUGGCUGCCCAUUUCGCGUUAGGCCUCAGAAAGUCGCUGUCUGCCAACUCCUCCACCCCCAAUCUCGAGAUCUCCAGGUCAGAACUGUCUUAUGAGAUCCAAGCCCACCAGGAGAAGUAUCUGCAGUGGCGGAACACCAUGGCACUAAAGAACAGAGGCCAGGAGCGCAGCCUGAUCCAGAAAAAUAUUGCCGGGGUCUGCCAGGUCGGCAAGAAGCCUCCGAAGUCUGUGGUGAAGGUGAUCAGAAUCGCAGCGCCUGCCAAAGACGCGGUUUAUAACUACAGCAUCCAGACCCUGAAUUCCACACAGCUUGCCAAGAAGGAGCUGUAUCGAGAGAUGGCCAAGGAAAACUCGGAAACGGCAGGUGGGAAAGGGAGAUUUGAACCAGGGGCCCCAGCCUUUGAAACUCAGCUGGAUGCAGAGAACCAGCUGCCGCCAGGGGUGACCAUGACUCCAGGCCUACAGUGA
Molecule: messenger RNA, 2142 nt
Organism: Puma concolor (puma)
Lineage: Eukaryota; Metazoa; Chordata; Mammalia; Carnivora; Felidae
Source: RefSeq, a predicted model, not a curated record